Molecule: messenger RNA, 1212 nt
Organism: Acytostelium subglobosum LB1
Lineage: Eukaryota; Evosea; Eumycetozoa; Acytosteliales; Acytosteliaceae
Exons: 2
Coding region: 1-1212 (403 amino acids)
Molecular function (GO): heme binding; oxidoreductase activity, acting on paired donors, with incorporation or reduction of molecular oxygen; monooxygenase activity
Source: RefSeq, a predicted model, not a curated record
AUGUUGUUCACUCGCGACGCUGCAGUGGCCAAGGCUGUGUUGGCAACAUAUUCAAAUGAGUUUGAGAAGCCGCCCGACAGCUCAGGCGUGCUCAUUCGUCUGGCAAGGAACGGCAUUCUAAUGGCAGAGGGCGAGCGCUGGCAAAGACAUCGCGAAGUCAUAUCGGCUGCAUUCUCACCGAGCAAUGUUAGACGAAUGUACUCGACAUUACACGAUGCCACAAUGGCGACUAUCGACACACUCAUUCAACAAAAGGCUGGACACAUUGACUGCCAUCAAUUGAUGACCGAGCUCACAUAUGACAUCAUUGGCAUGCUCUCGAUUGGACAUCGAUUCAGCAGUGAUCACACUGGACGAGGUAGCUCCAGCAGCUUCACUUUCAUCCUGGACGAGAUGACUCGCCCACUCAGACGCUUCUCUCGAUUCAUUCCAUUACCAUCGGAUAGGAAGCUGAACCGUCUUGUCACCGAGCUCGAGGACAUCAUUGUCGAAGCGAUCAACAAGAAGAAGGCUCACGUCGGCAAAGUCACUCGCAACGAUCACGAACUAGACCUGUUGGAUCAUUUGUUGGGAAUGGACAUUGACAUGGACCAAGAUGAGAUCAUUUCCAAUGUGAUGACAUUCUUGUUGGCCGGUCACGAGACAUCGGCCAACGCAUUAACAUUCGUACUCUACCUAUUGUCCACACAUCAAGACAUCCAAGAACAGCUGUAUCAACAGUUGAACGAGUUCAACUCACCCCUGGACUGCGACCUCCUCGAAUGGGUCAUCCUCGAGACACUCAGACUAUACCCACCUGCGCCAAUGGUUGGACGAGUGACCAAGCACCCUGUCACUCUACCAACAUACUCUGCCAAGGACAUAACAAUACCAGCUCAGGGCAUGGUGUUGGUAUCUGUAUAUUCAAUGCAUCGCAAUGAGUCAGUAUGGAUGCAUGCCAAUCGAUUCGAUCCAUUCAGAUGGGCAACACAAUCCAACAACAUCAACAACAACUACAACUACCUUCCAUUCUCAUCAGGCAAGCGAGUAUGCAUUGGACAGAAGUUUACUAUGAUGGAAGCAAAGAUAAUCAUUGGCAAUAUUAUUGGACAUUAUAUGUUAACUUGGGAUCCAUCAUGUCGAUUCGAAACGUAUCAAAGAGCCACUCUGACGCCAAAGAACAAAGUGAUCAUCAACAUUGAGCCCAGGUCCAAAAUACUUUAUAUGAUCUGA